GCGGCCCCGCGAGGCGCGUCUCCCUCGCGAGCUCGCGGUGAAAGGAUUUGGCGCCAGGCGGGUCCGGCUCCGCAGCUCCCGCAGCCGCACGAACCCCCCGCGCCUCCCGCCCGCACCCACAGCCCGCCGGGGCACUGACACACCGCACGCAGAGCCAGAGCCGCCCGUCUGUCCCUGCUCGCCGCCGCCCGCGCGCCGCCCAGGGACCGAGCCGCCAGUGCCGCCGCCGCCGCCAUGAGCUGCUCGCCCGUGAACGUGAAGAAGCUGAAGGUGUCGGAGCUGAAGGAGGAGCUGAAAAAGCGGCGUCUCUCCGACAAGGGCCUUAAGGCUGAGCUCAUGGAGCGGCUCCAGGCCGCGCUAGACCAGGAGGAGGCCGGCGGGGGCGGCCCCGCCAGCGGCGCGGCCGAGCCCGGCAACGGCAGCGUGGAGGGGGAGGCGGCCGAGAGCGGCGGGGGCGCCGCGCAGCUCCGCCAGGGGGGAGGCCCCGGCCAGGCCGCGGCCUCCGCCAUGGAGGACGACGACGAGGAAGGGCUGGAGGCCGCCGAUGGCGACGCCAUGGAGCUUGGCGAGGAGAACGGCGAGCGGGCAGGGGCCGGGGGCGGCCCCAUGGAGGAGGAGGCGGGCGGCGAGGAGGAGGAAGAGGAGGAGGAGGAGGAUGAGAACGGCGACGACCAGGGUUUCCAAGAGGGGGAGGACGAGUUGGCCGACGAGGAGGAGGCCGCGGCCGGAGACGCCAACGGCCACGGUGACCAGCAGCCGCCGCAGCCCCAGCAGCCGCAGCAGCCCCCUCCGCUCCUCCCGCCGCGCAGCGCCGCUACGGCCAAGGAGGCUCCCGGGAAGAGCGCUGGGGGUGCCUCGGGGCCCGCCGCUGCCUCUGGCCCGGCGGGCCCCGCCAAGCAGCAGCAGCAGCAGCAGAAAAAAGCGGAAGGCGGCGGCGGAGGCGGCCGCCCUGGGGCGCAGGGCGCCGGGGGAGAGGGUAAAACAGAGCAAAAGCCUGGUGAGAAGAAGAGGGGAGUAAAGAGACCACGUGAAGACCAUGGCCGGGGAUACUUUGAAUACAUUGAGGAAAACAAGUAUAGCAGGGCCAAGUCCCCUCAACCACCUGUUGAAGAAGAAGACGAACAUUUUGAUGACACAGUGGUUUGUCUUGAUACUUAUAACUGUGACCUGCAUUUUAAAAUCUCAAGAGACCGGUUUAGUGCUUCCUCUCUGACCAUGGAAAGCUUUGCUUUCCUUUGGGCUGGAGGGAGAGCCUCCUAUGGAGUUUCUAAAGGCAAAGUCUGCUUUGAGAUGAAGGUUACAGAAAAGAUUCCUGUUAAACAUCUGUAUACAAAAGACAUUGACAUACAUGAAGUGCGAGUUGGCUGGUCACUGAACACAAGUGGAAUGUUGCUUGGUGAAGAAGAAUUUUCUUACGGUUAUUCUCUAAAAGGAAUAAAGACUUGCAAUUGUGAGACUGAAGACUUUGGUGAGAAGUUUGAUGAAAAUGAUGUGAUUGGAUGUUUUGCUAAUUUUGAUGGUGAUGAAGUGGAGCUCUCAUAUUCCAAGAAUGGACAAGAGCUUGGUGUUGCAUUCAAAAUAAGCAAGGAAGUUCUUGAUGGGCGACCACUCUUUCCACAUGUUCUCUGCCAUAACUGUGCGGUUGAGUUUAACUUUGGUCAGAAGGAGGAACCCUACUUUCCAGUACCUGAAGAGUACACCUUCAUCCAGAAGGUCCCCCUGGAGGAUAGGGUCCGAGGACCAAAGGGACCUGAGCAAAAGAAGGAUUGUGAAGUGGUGAUGAUGAUUGGCUUGCCAGGAGCUGGCAAGACUACAUGGGUUACCAAACAUGCAGCAGCAAAUCCUGGAAAAUACAAUAUUCUUGGGACAAAUACUAUUAUGGACAAAAUGAUGGUUGCAGGUUUUAAGCGUCAGAUGGCAGACACUGGAAAACUUAACACACUGUUGCAGAGAGCUCCACAGUGUCUUGGAAAGUUCAUUGAGAUUGCAGCUCGUAAGAAGCGGAAUUUCAUUUUGGAUCAGACAAAUGUGUCUGCAGCUGCGCAGAGGAGAAAAAUGUGCCUGUUUGCAGGCUUCCAGCGCAAAGCAGUUGUUGUUUGCCCAAAAGAUGAAGACUACAAGCAAAGAACACAAAAGAAGGCAGAGGUGGAGGGAAAAGAUCUUCCAGAGCAUGCAGUUCUCAAAAUGAAAGGGAACUUCACACUGCCAGAGGUAGCAGAAUGUUUUGAUGAAAUAAUCUAUGUAGAGUUGCAAAAAGAAGAAGCUCAGAAGCUUUUGGAACAGUAUAAAGAAGAAAGUAAGAAAGCUCUUCCGCCAGAAAAGAAACAGAACACUGGCUCAAAGAAGAACAAGAAGAGCAAUAAAAAUCAAUUUAAUAGGGGUCAGAGAGGACGUGGAGGAUUCAACAUGCGGGGCAACUUCAGAGGAGGAGUCCCUGGCAAUCGUGGUGGAUACAACAGGAGGGGAGGCAACAUGCCUCAGCGAGGUGGUGGAGGUGGCGGUGGUGGCGGUGGCAGCAGCGGAGCAAUUGGCUACCCCUAUCCUCGCGGCCCUGUCUUUCCAAGCAGAGGUGGCUACUCAAACAGAGGAAACUAUAACAGAGGUGGAAUGCCCAACAGGGGAAACUACAACCAGAACUUCAGAGGAAGGGGAAAUAAUCGUGGCUACAAAAACCAAUCUCAGGGCUACAACCAGUGGCAGCAGGGUCAAUUCUGGGGUCAGAAGCCAUGGAGUCAGCAUUAUCACCAAGGAUAUUAUUGAAUACCCAAAUAAAUGAACUGAUACAUAUUUCUCCAAAACCUUCACAAGAAGUCGACUGUUUUCUUUAGUAGGCUAACUUUUUAAACAUUCCACAAGAGGAAGUGCCUGCGGGUUCCUUUUUUAGAAGCUUUGUGGGUUGAUUUUUUCUUUUCUUUUUUUGUACAUUUUUAAUUGCAGUUUUAAAGUGAUUCGUAAGAGAACCUCAGCAUUGUGCACGAAAAGAGAAUGUGUCAGUAUUUCAGGGUUCUACAUUUUAUCUGUAAAAUGUGACUUUUUUUUUACCACAACAAAAGUAAAACGUUGCUUUGUACCUGGUGUCUUUUUAUUAAAGAAUUUUCUCCUUUUUCCCCAUCCCCCAAUUUCUAAGAAACAGUCGUGAGUCAUGUCACAAUAUGAUAGAAAUGUUAGCAACCAGAUUCGUGUGGAGGCAUCUUAGUAGCCCUCAAAUACCAUGAGAUUAUGUAAAGCUCCCUAUUACACUCCAUCCUCUCUAUGAAGCUCUUGGGUGGGGAGGGGAGGAGGGGGAGGCAAAAGUUUCUGGCAAUAACUAGGACUUUUUUGUAACAUUUGGAACUCAAGAUGUUGGGGGCGAAGAGGAAACCUGGGGCUAAAUAGUGAUGGUGGAGUGUAUGUAGAAGCUCUUAAAGUUGUAAAACUCGGUUGCUUUAUUUGUGGAGGCUCAAACUUGUGAAGGUACAACACCAUAAUUUUUUUUUCCAUUUGUUCUGCAUUUUGAUUCUGAAAAGAAGCUGGCUUUGCCCAUUUCUUAUUAAACAAAACUUGUUGUAAAUCCAGUUGUCUAAUGGGAUCUAUAUGAAGUUAGCUGUGUGUCUGUAUAACUCUUUCCCCACAAAAUACUGUAUACCUAGUGUGCUUGUAGUAGUUACCUCCACCAUUUUGUAAGCUAAUGAAACUGUGAGUCACCCAUUUUCUAUCUUAAUUUCUAAUCAUGUCAAUUCUCAAAUGGGUGUAUCUCCUUAGCCUGCUGAUUCCUUUUCUCUUUAAAGAAAGUGGGUGGAGAAGUUUAACUCUAGACGUUUGUUUGCAAUAAAAUAAAUUCAUUUUA
This is a messenger RNA of Haemorhous mexicanus (house finch), 3826 nucleotides long. RefSeq names its product heterogeneous nuclear ribonucleoprotein U (gene HNRNPU). Lineage: Eukaryota; Metazoa; Chordata; Aves; Passeriformes; Fringillidae. The transcript has 14 exons. Gene Ontology annotation, biological process: regulation of alternative mRNA splicing, via spliceosome; regulation of mitotic spindle assembly; negative regulation of transcription by RNA polymerase II. Bases 235 to 2760 code for a protein of 841 amino acids. Gene Ontology annotation, molecular function: TFIIH-class transcription factor complex binding; RNA polymerase II cis-regulatory region sequence-specific DNA binding; promoter-specific chromatin binding. The record is from RefSeq and is a predicted model, not a curated record. Gene Ontology annotation, cellular component: CRD-mediated mRNA stability complex; membrane; nuclear matrix.